Messenger RNA from Sparassis crispa, 705 nucleotides. RefSeq lists its product as hypothetical. The transcript has 4 exons. The coding region runs from base 1 to 705 and encodes 234 amino acids. The record is from RefSeq and is a predicted model, not a curated record. NCBI's taxonomy places the organism in Eukaryota, Fungi, Basidiomycota, Agaricomycetes, Polyporales, Sparassidaceae.
AUGUCUCUCAAAAGUCAGAUGAGUAAAUGCAGCACCUGCUAUAUCAGCGCUACGGAAAAGCCACUUCAGAAAUGUGCAAGAUGCAAGGCGGCCAAGUAUUGUUCGAAAGAAUGUCAGAAAGCUGACUGGAAAAACCACAAAGUCAACUGCAUGAACAACGCCACACUGGCUGAAGCCCUGAAAGAGCACGAUAGCACGCCACUUGGCCAACUGGCGCGGUUGAGCAUCCCGGACAAUAUCUCCAUGUACGAACUGGACCAGCGCCUCGAGGGGUGGGUCAAGUUCCACAACCCUACGCUCAUGGGCUCCGCGCUACACGCACUGGAACUCUCCCGCGACAUCAUGCGCACUCGCUCACACGUCAUGUAUGUCAAGCUCGCCGCGCGCCCGCGCUCGGAGCAUGGGAACGCGGUCGGCAAGUUCUUCCGCGUCAUCGACGCAUACCCCGUAGCGGUGGCCGAAGCGCGUCAGUGGCCGGAGCCGUGGCCCGCGUCGCUGAACGCCCUCAAAGAAAUGCAGGAGCUGCAUGCUAGCAACGGGAGACCAGGAAAUACAGCUGCAGCUAUGGUGGAAUGCUAUCCUCUCGCGGUGCAGACCGUCCCUUUUGGUUCCAUCCCGAACAUGGACGACUUGCCCCCAUUGCCCAACUGGAAAGAUGUACUGAUUGAAGAAGUAGAUGCGGGAAGACGGUUUAGAUGGCGGUGA